AUGGCGGCCAACCAAACCGGUUUGACAACCGGUUUGACCGGUUUCGUGCGUGUGCGCAUGCGCGUUCAGAUGUGUUACCGGUUAUGCUUGUUUAUGUGUGGAAACACCCCCUCUGGGCGGUAACGACUCCUCCUAGUGGGAUGGCCUAGGUUGUAUAGGUAUAAAAGUGAACCUUCCACAUACUUAGAGCAUCAACACCACCACCACCUAAGGAGCACCGACACAUCGCGCUAAGGAUCUCCGACGCAUCGACCUAAGGAGCUCAGGAUGACAUCGGCAUCAACCAUGACACCCAGCCAGGACAUCGCCCAUGCCACAGCCACUCUAGAGCAUGACAUGCAGUCGUGGGACCUGUCAGAGUCACCAUCAACAGCGCUGCUAAUCCAGACCCCCCUGACUCCACCACCCUCACCACAAUGCUCGCAGGAACCCCUCAUAGCAGACCUGUGGGAAGAAACUGUAAUCGACAUCAAACUCGCAACUCUCCAUCUGUUGAUGUUGGCGUUGAAUGAGUUUCUACAAGAGACAUGUUACGGAUGUCAAACAGGCCACCCCAGUCAGGUGCAACACAGCUGCUUGCAGGAAUUGUCUGAGUAUUUCUUUGACACCUACUAUGAUGAUGUGAUGAUAAGGCUCCAGACUGACCGAUUCAUCCCAGCCAUCCGGCUGUUUGUACGCUCAAACACCGUAGAUGGGACUGGAACGCAAAUCCGCAGAGUUGCAGAACACAUCAUGUGUGAAUUGAGAUCAGAGCGACAUAUAGUAUGUGCCAUUAAUGACAACAUUACGCACCUGCUAGAAGCAAGUAUUUGCGCCCGCCGUGUUAAACCAGCCAUGCUCCGCAUGACUGGAAACUACUGGGCUGGGAGACACCUGGUUUAAUGUGUGCUGUUCAAGUAUCCAUUGUCUGUGUCUGUGUGAAAAUUAAAUAAAAAGACGUGUUAACAACAACAUCUUAGUCAUUUGUGGUCUGUAAAUCAUGGAAAACACAUUGCAUAAAAUAUAUCAUGAUCCAGCCCAUCCUGCAGGGUUGGCCAGUUUAAAUAAGCUACGUAUAGCGGCAGGGGAGGCAUCAAGUGUAACACCUCCACUAUCUCAGGUCAAACAUUAUUUAGAAUGAGACGACACUUACACACUCCAUAAACCUGCGCGGAUCCACUUCCCCAGAAAUAGAGUAUUGGUGACAGGGGUCGACAAACAGUUUCAAGCCGAUCUGGUUGACAUGUGUGAAUAUGUGGCAGAUAAUGAUAAUGUGAGAUACCUGCUAACAUGUAUAGAUGUAUUCUCAAAAUACGCAUGGGUUAGAUGCCUCACAAACAAGACGGGGACUGCUGUAUCAGCUGCUUUUGAGGAUAUACUUAGUGAGGGAAGGAUCCCUGUGAA
Messenger RNA from Oreochromis niloticus (Nile tilapia), 1383 nucleotides. RefSeq lists its product as uncharacterized. The record is from RefSeq and is a predicted model, not a curated record. The transcript is spliced from 2 exons. The coding region runs from base 268 to 882 and encodes 204 amino acids. Lineage: Eukaryota; Metazoa; Chordata; Actinopteri; Cichliformes; Cichlidae.